Schistosoma haematobium is the source of this 2069-nucleotide messenger RNA. RefSeq names its product Eukaryotic translation initiation factor 3 subunit G. Lineage: Eukaryota; Metazoa; Platyhelminthes; Trematoda; Strigeidida; Schistosomatidae. Bases 206 to 586 code for a protein of 126 amino acids. The record is from RefSeq and is a predicted model, not a curated record. The transcript is spliced from 2 exons.
CCUAAUAGUUGUCACCAUCAAAUAAUAACAUAUAGAGUACCACAAAACUGACUUGUAAAAAUCCCUAACCUUGGCCGAAACAGUUCGAGCCGAAGUUAAGCCAGUUUCCUUUCAUGUAAUAAAUACAUAAAAGCAAGGUGAAUUCUUAACAAGUACGAAGUCCCUGUACUCACAUGCGGCGCGUCCUUUAAUUUUGCGGAGCAACAUGACGGUAUCCUGGACAGAUGAGUUAACCGAAGAUUCAGAAUUACCCCCUGUUGAAGAAAAGUUCGAUUCAGAACGUAACAUUAAAACUGUCGUACGAUAUUUCUUCAAUGAAGACGGUGAUUUGAUCAAGGAAACUAAAGAAUAUCAAAGAGAAAAACGAGUUGUUGCUUCACGAGUAGCGGACAGAAAAAAAUGGAAAAAGUUUGGCGCUUCAAAAUCUGAUCCAUCUGGCGGAAAUUUAGCCAAUACUUACCCAGCCGAUAUAGUUACCAUGCAAAUUGUUCAAUUAAGACAGGCAUGUGUAUAUUUUUGUUCAUUUACCAUUUAUUUAUUGUUUAAAAACUUGCCACAUACUACAGAUGAGAUGUCAAUCAUUUGACUGUCUGAAGUUAGUCAUAUGUGACGUAAAACCUAAGACAUGAGUGUUGGAUGUAGUUGUUAUACCAAGUUAGCAUAUCGAGAUGAACUAUCAAUGUAAAUCCCACCGUAGUAGAAUUAGCAACAGCACCAAUAGUACCUGAUACAUUAACGUGAUGAUCGUGCUUGCCUAUCCUGAUAACCCAACCGAGCUUUUUAACUGUAACACGUUCCUUUAGGUCCUGUAAUGCCAUGGAAGCCGGCUGGAGACUAAAACCAGCAACUUAAGGUCCGAGGGCAAACUCGUAUUGAUGGUUACAGAGAGGUGUAAUAGAGGUCAGGUGUUUCCCUUAGGCAACUAGCAUCUGCAGCGAUGCUGUCUCCUCACAACGGAAAGAAAGAGUUAGAAAGGUCGAUCAUAAAAAUGUCACACCCCACCUUACCCCAUGGAUUUUCAUCUUCGUCGAUAAAGCGUUUUGAAGUGUGAAGCCAACACAUUAUAAACUUCCCAUAAAAAGGUCGUGCGCGACCGGUCCCAAGCAGUUGUCCCUUGGGCAUUGCGCUCACACUUCCAGGUCACUAAGACCUCCACUAAUCCAGCUUCUUUAUCAGAUCCCUCAAGAAAAGUAUUCUUCGACGGUAGGAAAAUUAACCACCGUCUUCAUACCUUUAAUAGCACUCGGAAUUAUCUUGUUGACGAUUGAAUCCUUACCUCAACCCAUAAUAAUUCUUGCAUCCCACGACUAAUCGUCCUCGUAUAUCUUUAUCAUGACGUGCCACUAAUGCUUUUAGUUCACGAAAUGUUAUUCUUGAUCUUUUGAAACUACGCUCUAAACUACAUGUUGGAGCUUUUGAUGUUCAAACCUUGUGUCAGAUGGGACAACAGGUUUCUUCAGCUAAACUCUAGAACCUCGCGCCUUAGAUCUAUGCUGCAUCCCCGAGACGCACAUACAGGAUCCAAGUACAGUUAUUAGUCUGACCUUACCUUAUCAAUCUAAAAAACCAGUACGUCAGUCAGUCAGUCAGUCAGUAACAACGUAGAACUUCGUGCGUACGUGAAUCAGUUCGAGUUGCUACACCACAUUAGCAUAGAGAUGCAGUGGUCAAUUCAAAUCCCGUAGUGGUAGAGGUAAUAAGAGUAUAAGCAGUAAUCGGGAAAAUUAGGGUCUGGAGAUGUUAUUUAAAGAGUAUAAUACAGUGAAAUAAAUUUGAGAGGAGAAAAAAAGAGACAAGGAGGAAUAAGGAGAACAAAAUUUGGGAGAACACAAAGAGUGUAUGCACCUGCGCCAUUGCAAACGAUUUUGAGCCAUGUCAUUCAGGGUCUCUAACCAACGGUUGCUAUCAUCUCGCGGUCCCCAACCAGCUAGUCUACACCUACCGACAUGACUCAGUCCACUUGUCAGUGACUUCAUGGACUUGUGCCAUGUUUUGGUCUGGCCGCCUCUAGCUUUCUUCCAACCUACUCCUAUACCACUGAACAUCGCACGUCGAGGCAGUCGGUAGUU